GUCUGCACGCAGGCAGUGACUACCUCAUACAUGGGCGGAGGACUGGGAGGCCACCGCCACGGUCAACAAAUCACCGCUCGCCUGCUGAUCGCGACUCCGAUUUCUGCAUGAUCGCCCACAGCUCCAUCAGUCCUCUGUCAUUCCACCCAUUCUCCCGCUCCAAAAUCCCACCGUCCCAUCUCACAGCCCCUACAUCGAUACUCCACGAUGACCAGCUCUUCCUCAUCGUCCGUCGAUAACUUAGUACCAGGCUUCGCCGACCUCUUACUCAGUCCCCUGGAGAAAUUCUUCGCCAGCUUUCCAAACUUUACCUACAAACCCACUGCCAACGCUGCCACCGAGUCCAAGCGCCUGUGCAAGAGGCAUAAAAAUGCCUCCCAUGAUGCUUUCAACGAAGCCUUCGAGGCCGAAUUCAAUGCCCGUUUCGGCGGCGGCGGCGGUGGCGAAGUCUGGGAUCCGACUCGGCUGUGUGAACGCCUUGACAUUGACCCCAUGCCAGCGAGUAUAACGCAGGCAAGGAAGGCGGUGAAAGAUAUCCAUGUCAACAUCUAUGACCUCGAGCAUUACGAUAGACUCCAUGAAAUUGGUCACGCCGACAGGGCGGCCCUAAGGAGGUUUGCGACUGUUAAAGAGCUGGCGAAAUAUUCGAAGAAAGGGAAGAUUUAUCCGAGGGAUAAGGCGAAGGCUAAGGGUGCGUUGAGGUUUAUGUUAAGGGGCUGUUUCGUGCCCACCGGGCUGAGAUAUGAGGUCAGUAUCGAGUCAGGAAUGUAUGAGAUUACUACCGCGCCUGGAUUGGAUGUUUUUAUUACGGGGGGGUCUGCGUCUAUCGGUACCUAGUUAUCGUCAGCUAUGAUGGUGAGAAUUAUAAUUCCAG
Messenger RNA from Tricharina praecox, 874 nucleotides. RefSeq lists its product as uncharacterized. The transcript is spliced from 2 exons. The record is from RefSeq and is a predicted model, not a curated record. The coding region runs from base 208 to 837 and encodes 209 amino acids. Lineage: Eukaryota; Fungi; Ascomycota; Pezizomycetes; Pezizales; Pyronemataceae.